UAAGGUAUGAAAAGAAAAGAAAAAGAAACUUUUCCAACAUCCCUUGUGAAGUACAUAUAUCUGAAACGUGAGAACCGCCUGCAACACAACACACAAGUCAAGCAAGCAUGAAUGUUGAAGAAGAAGUUGAAAAACUAAAAGUUGAGAUCCAUCGACUUGGCACUAAGCAACCAGAUGGUUCUUACAAGGUGACAUUCGGUGUGCUUUUCCACGAUGAUAGAUGUGCAAACAUAUUUGAAGCGCUGGUUGGGACACUGAGGGCGGCCAAGAGGCGCAAGCUUCUAACAUAUGAUGGUGAAUUGCUGCUUCAAGGUGUUCAUGACAAUGUUGAAAUUGUACUAAAAGCACCUCCUCCAGAAGCUGUAGCAUGAUUGACUGUAAUCUGAACUAUAAAUUACUGGUUGAAAACCAUGUUUGUAUAAACUCGAAUCUUGUUAUCAAGUUGUAUGUUUGAUCAUAAUUGGCUUCCAAACCAAUGUUUGUAAUAGAUGUUUUCAUCAUCCUAA
Erigeron canadensis is the source of this 506-nucleotide messenger RNA. Its product is annotated as costars family protein-like. The transcript has 2 exons. The record is from RefSeq and is a predicted model, not a curated record. NCBI's taxonomy places the organism in Eukaryota, Viridiplantae, Streptophyta, Magnoliopsida, Asterales, Asteraceae. The coding region runs from base 108 to 371 and encodes 87 amino acids. Gene Ontology annotation, biological process: regulation of actin filament-based process.